AUGAAUGCUCCCAAGGAGCCUAAAGUAAAACCACCUGCUAUUGACGCCUAUGAUGGCAUGUUUGAUCCUGAUGUACACCUCUUGGCCUAUCAACAUCAUAUGUAUGUCCAGGGAACUACUGAUGCAACCUGGUGCAAAUACUUCCCGUCCACUCUGAAAGGCGUUGCCUCCAAAUGGUUCGAGAAGUUGCCUGCGGGAACGAUCAACACAUAUGCCGAAUUGGAGAUGUUAUUUUCAGCAAGAUUUAUGGCUUAUAAAGAAGAGAAAAAGACAAGCAUGCAUUUGGGUCGAAUACAGCAAGGAAAAGAUGAAUCUUUGCGAAGCUAUGUUCGACGUUUCAAUUUGGAAUCAGGACAGAUUCCAGACCUGCCUGGCGGGGUGGCGUUUGAUAAUGUCUUUAGGGGACUUAAGAAGGGAUCCUUUAAGUUCGAUUUGGUGAAGAAAAGUGUGAGAACCAUGGCCGACACUCUGGAUGAGGCCGAGUCCUUUAUUCAUGCCACUGAAAUCUGCUCCGUCCCCAAAGAGUCUAAGGGAACGGAUGCCACAGAUCACCCUCAGCGCAAGGAUAAGUCAGACAAAAAGACCAGCUGUCCGAAUGGGACAUGGGCCAUUGAGAAGAAAGGAUAUCAGGCAGACCGCUCCCAGGGACAGAAGAGAGGAAGACCCUAUGACAAAGAAAGGUUUGAAUACAACACUGACCUGUAUACGAUAUUGCUAGAUGUCAGUGAUAGGUACGAGAUUGAUCAAUCGUUCUCCAUGAAGUCGCCGGUGGAAACUCGGGACAGCUCGCUUUACUGUAAGUUCCAUUGUGAUGUGGGACAUGAAACAAAAGAUUGCAAAUCCCUACGAAGGGCUCUCGAUGGACUAGCCGCUAAAGGGUUCUUGAAAUCCUAUCUCAGCACAAGCACAGGGGGAAGUGGUAAAAAAUUCUACAAGAAAAGCAAGUCACCGUCAUACCGACGUGAUGGCAACGACACUGACCCAGAAAUUGUAGCCGUCAUCUCAGGGGGUCUAGCCGCUGGGGGCCCAACAAUGAGAGGUCAAAAAGACUAUGCAAGCCGGGGCAAGAUCGCCACUCCUCAUGACGACCCCUUAGUUAUUGAAUUGAAGGUAGAAAACCUCAAAGUAAGGCGUACCUUGGUAGAUACGGGGAGUUCGUCGAACAUUAUCAGCACAGCUUGUUUAAGUCGUCUUGAACAUGAUCCAAAGACAAUCGAAAAGAUACAUUAUCCGAUCAUUGGAUUCGGAGGCGGCAUAAUUCAUCCCCAGGGGAUAAUCACUCUGCCCCUACGAGUUGGAGGCCGGCAUCAAAGUAAGAACUUGAACGUCCGCUUUCUAAUUGUAAAGGACCUCACUGCUUACAAUAUCAUACUGGGUCGUCCAACUUUGAAUCAGGCCAAGGCAGUGGUCGUCACUCAUCUUAUGCUCAUGAAGUAUGUCUGUGAUAAAUGUCAGGUUGGCACAAUUCAUGGUGAUCAACAACUAGCAAGAGAUUGUUACCUCACUACGCUAAGUCCCGAGGCUUAG
Messenger RNA from Spinacia oleracea (spinach), 1527 nucleotides. RefSeq lists its product as uncharacterized. Lineage: Eukaryota; Viridiplantae; Streptophyta; Magnoliopsida; Caryophyllales; Amaranthaceae. The transcript is spliced from 2 exons. The record is from RefSeq and is a predicted model, not a curated record. The coding region runs from base 1 to 1527 and encodes 508 amino acids.